AUGAACAUUGGCCGUUGCGCCCUGAAGCACCGCAUCGUCAUGGCUCCCAUGACACGCUUGAGGGCAGAUGACGACCAGGUCCCUCGAGAUCUAGUUCUUCUCUACUACUCUCAGAGAGCAUCCGUCCCAGGCACUUUACUCAUUUCUGAGGCUACCUUCAUAUCACCCAAGUCACGGGGGAGAGAUGAAAAUGCCCCCGGCAUCUUCACCAGCCAACAAGUUGAGGAGUGGAAACGAAUAACGGACGAUGUGCAUGCAAAGGGGUCCUACAUAUUCAUGCAGCUGUGGCAUGUAGGCCGUGCCGCUCGCCAGCAUGCCCUUGAUCGAGCAGGUUUGGAGAUGGUGAGCAGCAGCAACAUCCCCAUCAGCGACCAGCACCCGACCCCGCGGGCAAUGACGACGGAGGAGAUCUGGGAGUGCAUCGGUGACUUCGCUCAGGCAGCCAAAAACGCAGUCUCUGCUGGCUUUGAUGGCGUGGAGAUUCAUGCCGCCAACGGGUAUCUUAUUGACCAAUUCACCCAGGAUACCUGUAACAAACGAACCGACGAGUGGGGAGGGAGCAUUGAGAAACGGAGUCGCUUCUGCCUUGAGAUUGUAAAAGCCGUUUCCGAAGCCAUUGGUCCUGACAGAGUGGCUGUGCGUCUCUCGCCAUUCAGUGACUUCCAAGGGAUGCGCAUGGAAGACCUAAUACCGCAAUUUACGCACAUUAUAUCAAAGUUGAGAAAGCUCAAGUUGGCUUAUUUGCACCUUAUUGAGCCCCGUGUUUCUGGAAAUGCCGACAAACAGGCGGGCAGCGGAGAAAGCUUGGAUUUCGCCAUCAAGGCUUGGAACAAGGCUGGUCCCAUCAUUCUUGCCGGGGGGUACUCUCUUGCUGAAGUAGAGGAGGCUCUAGAGACGCGACUCCAAAGCGAGGACGUAGGAUUUGCAUUUGGCCGGCACUUCAUCUCCAAUCCAGAUCUGCCGUACAGGCUCGCAAAUAAUAUUCCUCUCACACCUUACCAGCGUGACACCUUUUACAAGGUGAAGAGCCCUGACGGAUACACAGAUUACAGCUUUUCUGAUGAAUGGAAGGCUGAGGCUCCCUAG
Molecule: messenger RNA, 1086 nt
Organism: Clonostachys rhizophaga
Lineage: Eukaryota; Fungi; Ascomycota; Sordariomycetes; Hypocreales; Bionectriaceae
Source: the annotation of a GenBank genome assembly